Messenger RNA from Auanema sp. JU1783, 1278 nucleotides. NCBI's taxonomy places the organism in Eukaryota, Metazoa, Nematoda, Chromadorea, Rhabditida, Rhabditidae. The record is from the annotation of a GenBank genome assembly.
AUGCCGUCUGAAUGGCACGAACGAUCUUUUUUCCUCGAAGUGAAACCACGUACAGAGCUUGCAUCUCUUUUUGUUGAUUGCCCACCUAAUGGAGAUGGUGAAGAGAAAGAGAACAAUUGCUUGGAUAUGGUCAGAGUUAGUGAGAACUCUGUUGAGCUUGGUAUACCACCAUCGAUUGCUGAACAAAUCCCGUCAUUCACAGUAACUCCUCAGUUGUAUUCUGCGAAAAUUUCGGGUUUGUAUCUCGCCCCAGAUUCAGUGUGUUCCCCAACUUGGGCUGAUAACAAACGCUUGUUUAUGUGUAAAGUUCGUGCUGCAAGAGAUUGUGAUCAACCUUUAGUCCCCAAGCAAUUCCACCGUCUUGCAAAGGAGAUAAGCCCUAUCGAACCUAUUGAGACAUACAUUAAUAGUAAUCAAGACAAGCCAAUUCAAAUAAACUGCAAUCAAUGUAAUGUCACUCUUCUCAGUGAACACCAAGGGAACAUUAGCAUGGGUUGUCUUCCUUGCGACGAUUGGUUAGAAACUACUCCAUCUGUUGACUAUUUUUGUAGAGAUACUUGCGGUGCUGGAUGUGAUCCCAAUAGACAUGGACAUCAUAGGAAUGGAAUUGAAAGUGAAGGAGCUCAUACGGAUUGGUUACCAACUCCUUCCAAGAUUAUGAUCAGUCAUUCCUACAUAGUUCUGCACAGAGAUAUAUGCCCUGACAAAGUUUUCGUAGAAGAUAAGCACGCUUUAUGUGCUGCUUGUCAUGGCGAGUUGGGAUUCAUGGUUCCAAAUAAAAAUAGUUUGAUUAUGCUUCAUCACUCAACAUCCAACUUGAUUGUAAACGGAAAACCUUUCUUAGCUGAGAGGUUUAUUGAUCGAUCCAUGUUCUUCACUCAAAUGCUGUUAUCAUCUUGUGAAGCAAAAGCUAGUCUUAAGCUAGUGAUCAGAUCUCUUGAUAAAACCCCUCAUAUCCUCGUUUGGAUUCUGGAUUCAUAUGUUCUUCUCGCCUCGGGUGAUUUAACAGCAGUCGAUAAGAACGGUGAACAAGGUAGAGAAAAUAUCAAGCCCUUCCCAGCCAUCAAAAUGCUCUACAAAGUAUUCGAUGCCGAGACUGCCGCCAGUGAUCCAAGAGCAAACGGCGAGGAUGCUUCUGUUGGAUUAAUUGAUCUUCCACUUCCUUGUUGUAUUCAGCUAAUGGAAACAUUGUUGCUCUCCUCUCACUCCCUCCCUCCAGCCUGUCGAUCAGUCGGUCAGUUCUAUGUUGGUUUCUUACGGCUGUCAGAGACUUCGUAG